AUCCUCUAAUGCGCGCGCCUCGCCGUGAUGACGUCAGCGCUGACGCGUUCAUUCAGCGUCGAGUCUUCAGAGCUGAGUUCAGCUGUAAAUACUGGAAUAUUCCCAUCAGUCUACAAGUGAAGACGAGCAUCAGACCAUCAGGAAGAAGAGAAAUCUGCAAAGACAGAGUUUAUUGAAGGACAGUGAGAAGAUGAGUGAUCCAGAACCCUGCAGAAUUAAAGAGGAGGAGACUGAAAAACUAAUAGAUGUGAUGGUGAAGACUGAAGAUCUGAGUGAAGAUGAGGAGAAACAUCAUGUCAAAGUUGAAGAAGAAACUCAAUCAGAGAUUAAACAUAGUAUUUCAGUGAAAACAACAACUGUAAAAAGUUGCACCUGCACACAGUGUGGAAAGAGUUUCCGACAUAAAUGUGAUCUCAUUCGCCACAUGAGGAUCCACACUGGAGAGAAACCUUAUGAGUGUUCACACUGCCACAAGAGAUUCAGUAAUCCAACACACCUGAAAACACACGAGAGGGUUCACACUGGAGAGAGACCGUAUCACUGCGCUGAUUGUGGGACGAGUUUCAAAGAUUCAUCUGCUCUACAAAGGCACAGAAAAAGAUACCACUGUCUGAUGGUGGAGGAGGAGAGUGAAGAUCAAAAACGUUUCACCUGCGCUCACUGUGGAAAGAGUUUCAGGUGUAAAUACUAUCUCAAGCAGCACAUGAAGAUUCACACUGGAGAGAAGCCACACAAAUGUGAUCAGUGCAGCAAAACAUUUUUGAAGGCUUCAGCACUGAAGAUCCAUCUUAGAAUUCAUACAAACGAGAGGCCUUACUCGUGUUCAGAGUGUUCGUGGAGUUUUACGCAUCAAAAUUUCUUAAGAGAACAUCAGAAGAUCCACACUGGUGUGAGAAAGUUUGCGUGCGAUAAGUGUGAGAUGACUUUUAUUAGAGCCGGACAGCUGAAAAUACACCAGAGGGUUCACACUGGAGAGAAACCGUAUAAGUGUUCACACUGCAUCAAGAGAUUCUGUCAUUUACAAAACCUGAAGGCACAUGAGAUGAUGCACACUAGACAGAAGCCAUAGCCAUGUGCUUAAUGUUGGAAGAGUUUCACACAGUCAUCACAUCUAAAUGAACACAUGCUGAUCCACACUAGAGAGAGACCACGCAGAUGUGAUCAAUGCGGCAGAACAUUUACAAGGCCUGCAGAGCUGAAGAAACAUCUCAGAGUUCAUACGAAGGAGAAGCCUUAUUCAUGCUCUGAGUGUGGAAGGAGUUAUAGACAUCUGCCAAAUUUAAAGGAGCAUCAGAAGAUCCACACUGGAGUGAGAGAGUUUGAGUGCUUGGAGUGUGGGAAGAGUUUUAUUAGAGCUGGAGAAUUGAAACAACACCAGAUGAUUCACACUAGAGACCUUACAAGUGUUCACACUGCGACAAGAGAUUUAGUUGGUCACAAUCCCUGAAAACACAGGAGAUGAUGCACACUGAAGAGAAACUGUUCACAGCACAGUUAUAUUUAAGUUUGUUGUGGAAGUUUGCAUCAGAUGAGGGAGUUCAUUUUGGCUGCUUAACCCCUUUGAGCUGCCAUUGGUCUGUGGUGAUUCUGCAGUCAGUGGGUCUGUUCUGGAGCUCCGGCUUCUUUGACGUGCGGUUUUCAUCCCUCAAAUUAUUUCUCAAUCCACGAUGUUUUGAAAGGAGUUCCAAAACAGCAACACUAGCCACAUGAAUACACUGGAGAGUGGAGCAGCAGAGCUGGUGCAGAUAUAUCCGCACCUGUACAAUCUCUCACGUAGAUAUUUUGAAAAGGGUCUCACACUGAACGAGAAGCCCUUGUUGUCUUUUCUAUGUCUUUUGUCUUUUAGUUUUGUAAGGGGGAAACGUGCUCCACAAUAAUAACCGUCUAGUUUUGUCGCAAGGGUUGCGUUUCUUUUUUUUGUUCGGUUGAUGAAGCUCACCGCUGCUGCGCAUAUGGACGUUAACAUUACGGUUCUUUAUUUCACCGAAACGGCAGUAAAGACUUGGAAUUUUGCAAAACAAGACGGAGAUUUAAUUGCAGCGAUUACAAUGUAGGGUACGUUAUUUAUACUCUCCUGGAUUUUCUACAAGUGCGCCGUUUGCAUCUGAUUUUUAUAUAACACGUAACAUAUUUAUACACCUAGCUAGACCUGUAUAUAAUCUUUAUUGGGGCUGUCAAAUGAAUUAUCGUGUUCCACAAAAGUUUGUAGACAUGAUUGUAAGGUGUUGAAUGGAUGUUGAUUACAUGCCGCCUUUUUCUUCCGU
This is a messenger RNA of Danio rerio (zebrafish), 2264 nucleotides long. The record is from RefSeq and is a predicted model, not a curated record. Lineage: Eukaryota; Metazoa; Chordata; Actinopteri; Cypriniformes; Danionidae.